UGCACUGUUAAGCUUGACAAAUUCAUCAAAUGCUCAUAGGCAUACAUCUGGCCACACUACUUUCGGCAUAAAAACAUUCAAUUCACUAAAGGCGAGUAUGUUGUGUGAGCCAUGCAAUUUUGUUGGCAUAGAAUGGCUAAACUGAAAUUAAUGGAUAGUUUUACACUGCUGAUUGUGUGCUUAUAUUUGCUAACAGUAAACGUCUCUGCCGGGAAUCAAACAUUGAAGAAAGAUUUGCACGAUGAUAAGGCAUUUGUGGAAGAAGUAAUCAAAGCUCCCGAGAAUGAAUUGCAUCAUGUUGGUACCGAUAAGAGCAUUAAAGAAGAACCGGCAGCAGCAACACACGAACAAAUAACAACAACGAAAAAUGAACAACAAAGCGUCGCGGUAGAAAAACAACAAAAACUGUCACCUGUACCACAGGCUGAACCAACGAUAUCACCUAAGGAGCGUUUUAGUCACGUAGUUGAAGAAACGAAAUAUAAAACCAAAGAUGUCAAUCUCGAUUAUGAAGAUGAUGAUUUGCCUGGUUCAUAUAUAACCGGAUUCUAUAUAUUUAUUGGCCUUAGUAUGUGCGCAAUGCUCUUUAUUGUUGUACGGGUAUAUAGAUUACGUUUAUCGAGAGCUGAACGUAGGUACGGUGUACAAGGUGAUCGCAGUACGCAUGAGCUGGUACCUCUACCCGUUUCUAUUGAAGAUGAUAAUAGUGAGGAUGAAGAUCAUACUUUAUUCGAAGUGAAUCGCCAACAAAUUCGAAUAUUAUGAGUAUGAAUUACAUCGAAAUAUUACUUACAUAAUGCAACAGAAAAAUCGUUUGGAUACAAUCCUAUAGCUUUCUAUGUUCUGUUUUUGAAUUGUAUUUAUUUAUGUUUUUGAGAUCCAUAUAUAAUAAGUUAGAUUUGGGGAGCAUACAGCACUCUCCAUUUUCCGUGGUAUAUUAUAACUCUACUCGAAACAAAUUUGUGAUACUAAUAAAAUAUUUUUGAAUGUACAUAUGUACUUGAAGAAGAUCCAACUAUAAGUGGGCCGGAAAAUAAA
Molecule: messenger RNA, 1038 nt
Organism: Bactrocera dorsalis (oriental fruit fly)
Lineage: Eukaryota; Metazoa; Arthropoda; Insecta; Diptera; Tephritidae
Exons: 3
Coding region: 112-765 (217 amino acids)
Source: RefSeq, a predicted model, not a curated record